Octopus bimaculoides (California two-spot octopus) is the source of this 1964-nucleotide messenger RNA. RefSeq names its product glyoxylate reductase/hydroxypyruvate reductase. Gene Ontology annotation, cellular component: cytosol. Gene Ontology annotation, molecular function: hydroxypyruvate reductase [NAD(P)H] activity; NAD binding; glyoxylate reductase (NADPH) activity. The record is from RefSeq and is a predicted model, not a curated record. Lineage: Eukaryota; Metazoa; Mollusca; Cephalopoda; Octopoda; Octopodidae.
AACCCGCCACCUAAAUAUUUUAAUCCGUACUUCAAGGGAAGUAACUUUUGUCAGAAGCAUGCUUAUAACAACUUCAUACAAUUUAAUAGACAAAUAAAAUUGCCAAGAAGGCUGAAGGUGUCUUGGCAUCACUUACCAAGUCCUUUGGGAACCGCUCUCUGUCAAUCUAUCUGAGGCCUUAUAUAGCUAUGGUGCGGCCUCACCUGGAAUUUGGUGGUGGUGCUGGUGGUGCUGCUGAUGAUGAUGAUUUUGGUCGUUGUGAUGAUUGCCCGCCUCCAGAUUGUAGUCAGUAUUCUUUGUCUAGAAAGAUGUCUGACCAUAAUCUUGUAAGGGAAGUAUUAAAUAUCAGACGAUGUGUGUGAACCCAGCACUUAUACAGAUAAGCACUUGUUAAAUUCGCCAUGACAAAUUACACGAUUACUUUCCAGUCAGCAAAGAGAUAUAUUUUAUCUAAUAUAGAUGUAUAAAGGAUCGUAUUAAACAUGGAUAUACUAAAAUAAAUAUAAGGAAAGAUGAUAGAAUACAAAACAUUGUGAAUAUGUAACAUCACGUCUGCAAUCCCAAAAUGUGUUAUUCGUGAUAAAGUAUAAUCAACUCAAAAUUAAAGAAGUAUAUCUUAAAAAUUAGUACACAUCGUUGACAAAUUUCUUUAUUUCUGUUUUUAUGGUUUAAAAGGCACAAAACAUCGUUAGAUUUUAUUCCCUUUCAAAGGACAGUCAGACAGUAUAGCUUACUUCGCAAUAGAACGUCUAUUAGUUUUGUAUGACAGAAAAGAUUAAUUUAGAAAAUAAUUGGUCCUUUAUCAUAUAUAGUUUCUUAAUCGUUCAACCGUUUCAAUUGUUUGUGAAAUAUUUUUCAUUCUCAAUAACAGCAAUAUCAUGGCUUUGGUAGUGAAUUUUUGUGAACAUUUUUAUGAAAAAUUGCCUGAUUUAAAGAGUUUCUUCUUCAAUGUUGUAUUCCGUGCACAAAAUGUGGUGACUCUGAAAGAACUGGAACAAAAUCCUUCACUCUGUGAGAAGGUUGUUGGUUUGUAUGUAAAUUCGGACCUAAAUAGAAACCAAGAAUUCCUUGAAUUACUUGAGAAGUUAGUAAAUCUUAAAAUUAUUUCCUUCCUUGGAAUUGGUUUCGAUAGUGUUGAUACUGAAUGGGCUAAAUCGCGUGACAUUAGGAUUGGCCAUAGCACCCAGGAUGGAGUUACUGCAGCCAAUUUUGGAAUGACUCUAUUAUUAGCAAUGUCAAGGAAAAUCGUUCAGUGUGCUGAAUAUUUUCCGAAGACAUUGAAAAAAAAAUUGUAUCCACCAGAACUUAUGGCACAUGACGUCACAGGAAAUUCGAUUGGCAUAAUUGGAAUGGGAACCAUUGGCUACAAGCUGGCAAUCAGAGCUCAUGCUUUUGAAAUGAAGGUAUUGUAUCAUCAGAGGAGACAAAGAUCCAAAGAAGAAGAAGCAAAAGUGGAUGCUCAGUUUUAUAGUAGCUUAAUGGACAUGUUACCAUUGUGUGACUAUGUUGUGAUUACCUGUGCCUUGACACCACAAACAUAUCAUUUGAUUGGUCACAAGGAACUGGUUGUAAUGAAGAAGACUGCAACUUUAAUCAAUAUUGCCAGAGGAGACAUCAUUGACCAAGGUGCUCUUGUUGAGGCAUUGGAAUCAGGAAGGAUUGCAGGAGCUGCCCUGGACGUCACUACACCUGAACCCUUGCCAACUAACCACAAGCUUUACAACUUCCCAAAUGUUAUCAUUACACCACACUGUGCCACAAACACAGCUGAGACGAUGAAAGAAAUUCGUGAGACAGCUUUCAAAAACAUGGAGCUAGGUCUCCGUGGAGAGCCAAUGUUGUCUGAGGUGAAGCUAGAUUAGAAUCAGAAACAUCAUGAUCAACUAGGAACACCUGCAUAAUGAUGGUUUUAAAUACAAUAAGGAAGAAGAAUAACAACAACAAAGACGGCAACGCAGUUAAUG